Ceratotherium simum simum (southern white rhinoceros) is the source of this 1506-nucleotide messenger RNA. NCBI's taxonomy places the organism in Eukaryota, Metazoa, Chordata, Mammalia, Perissodactyla, Rhinocerotidae. The record is from RefSeq and is a predicted model, not a curated record.
UAAUAUGAACUAUUAUUUCAAUAUUUUACAGAGUGCUUAUGAUUUCAUGUAUUUUUGCUGAACUUGUAAAAGAGGAACUUGGAUGAUGGAUUAACAAGAACAUUGAAAUUCUGUGAAAAGUUUCAAAUUGGAGCAUAUUGAAUUUUCACCCUAGUCCAGCAGCUCUGCUGCUGACGUAAAUACAGAUGAAUGAAGACCCCAUUCGGGAAGACACCUGGCCAGCGGUCCAGAGCUGAUGCAGGCCAUGCUGGUGUAUCUGCAAGCAUGAUGAAGAAAAGGACGUCCCACAAAAAACAUCGGAGCAGUGUGGGGCCGAGCAAACCUGUGUCCCAGCCCCGGCGGAACAUCGUAGGCUGCAGGAUUCAGCAUGGGUGGAGAGAGGGGAAUGGCCCUGUCACCCAGUGGAAAGGAACCGUUCUGGACCAGGUGCCUGUAAAUCCUUCUUUGUAUCUUAUAAAAUACGAUGGAUUUGACUGUGUUUAUGGACUAGAACUUAAUAAAGAUGAAAGAGUGUCUGCGCUCGAAGUCCUCCCUGAUAGAGUUGCGACCUCUCGAAUCAGCGACGCACACCUGGCCGACACAAUGAUUGGCAAAGCAGUGGAGCACAUGUUUGAGACCGAGGAUGGCUCUAAAGACGAGUGGAGGGGAAUGGUCUUGGCUCGCGCCCCUAUAAUGAACACGUGGUUUUACAUCACCUAUGAGAAGGAUCCUGUCUUGUACAUGUACCAGCUCUUAGACGAUUAUAAAGAAGGCGACCUUCGCAUUAUGCCUGAUUCCAAUGAUUCACCUCCAGCAGAAAGGGAACCAGGAGAAGUUGUGGACAGCCUGGUAGGCAAACAAGUGGAAUAUGCCAAAGAAGAUGGCUCCAAGAGGACUGGCAUGGUCAUUCACCAAGUAGAAGCCAAACCGUCUGUCUAUUUCAUCAAGUUUGAUGAUGAUUUCCAUAUUUAUGUCUACGAUUUGGUGAAAACAUCCUAGAUGUCAUCAUGAACUUUGCCAAAUUUGUGGAACUAUUAAAUGUAUAAUUUGUAGACAUAAAGACUCGAUCGCUUUCCAGUUUAAUGAAAGCUUAAAUGUCCCUGCGAACCCACAAUCUCUGCCAGCAGAACUGGUUUUGUUCUGAAUAGUACAGAUUUAUGUGACCACAAAGCAUUUUGUGUGAGGAACUCCUUCCUCUUAAAGGAAGUCUGUCUGUCUGGAGGGGAGUUACAGGCAAGUUUGGUCAAAGUUAAGCUAGUAUCAUAGUCAUUUAAAACUGUAAUGGAUCUUAUCCAUUUUCCCCUUCACUCUUAACACUCUCUUCUUAGUCUGCUGCCACAAUGCAAGCAUAGUUUGGUAUUUUUGUUAUUGCCUUUUUUGAGAUAUAUAUGUAUCUAUAUCUACCUACCUAUCUAUAUCUGUGUGUAUAUAUAUGUAAUGUAUAUACACACACAUAGAUCUGUGCGCGUGCACACACACACACACACACGUCAUUGGCAGUCCUUUCUUUGUGGAUUGGGACAGGGG